CCCUCCCUCCCUCCGCUGCGUUUUUCCUAAUUGUUAAUUCGUGUUCUUUGAUCUGUUCCGAGAAACCGCUUCAAGGUCUCUCGAGGUCCGAUUCGAUCCAUUUCCAAGGUUUGGCUUUCUCGAAACGGAGAAGCGGAAAUGGAAGAUCCUCUGAUUGACAGAGAGAGUAGUGGAAGGCCUACGGAUCGUCUUUUCCGCAGAUCAGAAGCCAUUACUCAUGGUUCCACCUUCCAAAAGGCAGCCGCGCUCGUCGAUCUGGCCGAAGAUGGUAUUGGUCUUCCCGAGCAAAUACUCGACCAGUCGAGCUUUGGGGAAUCUGCAAAGUACUACUUCAUCUUCACACGUCUGGACCUUAUUUGGUCACUCAACUACUUUGCAUUGAUUUGCCUAAACUUCUUCGAGAGACCAUUGUGGUGUGAUAAGAAACCUACUCCUUCUUGCAAUGACAGAGAUUACUAUUACCUGGGCCAGUUACCAUACUUGACCAAUGCAGAAGCUGUUGUCUACGAGGUAAUUACCCUUGCUAUACUACUUGUACACACCUUCUUUCCGAUCUCCUAUGAAGGGUCCCAAAUUUACUGGAAAAGUCGGUUGAACCUUAUGAAGGUGGCUUGUGCAGUAGUUUUAUUUAUCGAUGUGCUGGUCGAUCUUCUUUAUCUUUCUCCAGUGGCUUUUGAUUUUCUCCCUUUUAGAAUUGCACCAUAUGUGAGAGUGCUAAUAUUCAUCCUAAGCAUAAGGGAACUGAGAGACUGCCUCGUCCUUUUGGCUGGAAUGCUUGGCACAUAUUUGAAUAUUUUGGCUUUGUGGCUGUUGUUCCUUCUCUUUGCCAGUUGGAUUGCAUAUGUCAUGUUCGAGGACACACAACAAGGCUUCACCUUGUUCACUUCUUAUGGCACCACCCUUUAUCAGAUGUUUAUUUUAUUCACAACUUCCAACAAUCCCGAUGUCUGGAUUCCUGCGUACAAGUCUUCACGUUGGUCAUCAUUGUUCUUCGUUCUCUACGUGCUGAUUGGUGUCUACUUUGUCACAAACUUGAUCCUUGCUGUCGUAUAUGACAGUUUCAAAGAACAGCUCGCAAAACAAGUUUCUGGAAUGGAUCUUAUGAAGAGAAGAAUGCUGGAGAAAGCCUUUCGGCUUAUAGAUAACGAUAACACAGGAGCCAUCAAUAAGGAGAAAUGUAUUAUGCUCUUUGAAGAAUUGACUAACUACAGGUACUUAACUACACUUUGUCAUAUUGUUAUUAAUAUGCUGGAUCAAUAUGUUUCCUUUUGUUUUAUUUUCAGGACAUUGCCGAAAAUUUCUAAAGAAGAAUUUGGAUUGAUAUUUGAUGAGCUUGACGACACUCGUGACUUCAAGAUAAACAAGGAUGAGUUCACCGACCUUUGCCACGCCAUUGCUCUAAGGUUCCAAAAGGAGGAAGUACCAUCUCUUUUCGAAAACUUCCCGCAAAUUUACCACUCGCUCUUCUCAAAACAACUGAGAGCCUUUGUUCGAGGCCCACGCUUUGGAUACAUUAUAUCUUUCAUCCUCGUGUUGAAUCUGAUUGCCGUCAUUGUGGAAACAACACUCGAUAUCGAAGAAAGCUCUGCUCAGAAGACCUGGCAGGUUGUUGAAUUUGUAUUUGGUUGGAUAUAUGUGCUGGAGAUGGCUUUGAAGAUCUAUUCAUAUGGAUUCGAGAAUUAUUGGAGGGAUGGUCAAAAUCGCUUUGAUUUUCUGGUCACUUGGGUUAUAGUUAUCGGAGAAACGCUUACCUUUGUAACCCCUGAUGAUAACACUUUUUUCUCAAAUGGAGAAUGGAUCCGGUACCUUCUCCUUGCGAGAAUGUUAAGACUGAUAAGGCUUCUAAUGCACGUCCAACGCUACCGAGCUUUUAUCGCAACAUUCAUUACACUUGUUCCAAGUUUGAUGCCAUAUCUAGGGACCAUAUUCUGCGUUCUGUGCGUCUACUGCUCUGUUGGUGUACAGAUCUUUGGUGGGAUCGUGAACGUUGGGAACAAAAAAGUCGCAACAACUGAUAUGGCUGAGGAUGACUAUCUUUUGUUCAAUUUCAAUGACUAUCCAAAUGGGAUGGUGACACUCUUUAAUCUGCUAGUUAUGGGGAACUGGCAAGUCUGGAUGGAGAGCUACAGAGAGUUGACUGGGACGUGGUGGACCAUUACAUAUUUCAUCAGUUUCUACGUCAUCACCGUGCUACUUCUAUUGAAUUUGGUGGUUGCUUUUGUAUUGGAGGCAUUCUUUGCUGAGCUCGAUCUCGAGGAAGCAGAAAAAUGUCGAGGGAAUUCUGAGGAGCCUGAAGAAAGAGGGAACAGACGGCGUUCCUCAGGAACCAAGAGCCGGAGCCAGAGAGUGGAUACGCUGCUUCAUCACAUGUUGGGUGAAGAACUGAACCAAACAGAGUGUUCCAAUGCAUAAUCUCUUGGUCGCAGAGGCUGGCCGGGAGACGUCUUUUCAAGAUUUUGUGAAAUGUGGGAAGCGUUCUUGAAGCUAUUCGGUGUGCGUGUGUUGUGAUUUAUGUAUGCAUCAUCAUAUCAUUUUAGCACACUUUACUGUAGUAUUCUGUCAGGUGCAUGAAUUUUAUCAGAGAUUUCAUGUACUUCCUCAUUGUUGUCGCCUUAAUGCAAUCCCGACAUCAA
This is a messenger RNA of Tarenaya hassleriana, 2633 nucleotides long. RefSeq names its product two pore calcium channel protein 1. The record is from RefSeq and is a predicted model, not a curated record. The transcript has 23 exons. Bases 139 to 2412 code for a protein of 757 amino acids. Gene Ontology annotation, biological process: transmembrane transport; calcium ion transport. Lineage: Eukaryota; Viridiplantae; Streptophyta; Magnoliopsida; Brassicales; Cleomaceae. Gene Ontology annotation, cellular component: plant-type vacuole; vacuolar membrane. Gene Ontology annotation, molecular function: voltage-gated calcium channel activity; calcium ion binding.